GGCUCAAACGGUAGAGGCUUCGCCGCUUUCCAGAGGCUUCGCUGCUUCGCGUUGGCGCCGAAUCUGGUCCAAAAACCACCGGUUCUUCACGCCAUGGCUCGUUCUCCGUUGGCUCCUCUGAUGGUGCUGCUGGCCGCCUGUGUCCUGGUCGCCCAGCUCAGCAGCUCCUUCGUGCCAACACCCCAGGUGGCACAACGCCAAGAGAUGCAGCAGGCCCAAGCUGCGCUCGUGGCAUCGGUGAGAGGCCUGGCCGCUGCUUCGGUGGCUGAGCCCGCGUGGGCCGCACGCGUGGAGGAGGAUGACGAGGGAUUCGAUCUGCGUAUCCUGGCAGUCCUGGCCCUGCCGUUGUUCGCCGUGUCCUGGGCCCUCUUCAACGUGUGGCGUGUGGCCUUCCGUCAGGUGGUGCGCAUCGGCGAGAGUGAGAAGGGCAACCCUCUCUGAGCGCCUUCAGUCGCCACUGCGUGGCUGGAGUCGCCAUGCAGCCGCGUGAUCUCUACACGCCGAGAUUUUUGUCGUUGGUCUCUCCUUGCUGAGGGGGCUCCUUUGCUCGCCCCCUCAGUGAUGUCACGCGAGGUCUUAGCGCCUUUGGAUCGAGUUUCGAAACAUCCUCAGCGAUUUCUACCGGAGCCAUCGCU
Molecule: messenger RNA, 635 nt
Organism: Durusdinium trenchii
Lineage: Eukaryota; Dinophyceae; Suessiales; Symbiodiniaceae
Source: the annotation of a GenBank genome assembly